Messenger RNA from Emiliania huxleyi CCMP1516, 855 nucleotides. RefSeq lists its product as hypothetical. The coding region runs from base 1 to 855 and encodes 284 amino acids. The record is from RefSeq and is a predicted model, not a curated record. The transcript has a single exon. Gene Ontology annotation, cellular component: cytosol. Gene Ontology annotation, biological process: uridine catabolic process. NCBI's taxonomy places the organism in Eukaryota, Haptophyta, Isochrysidales, Noelaerhabdaceae. Gene Ontology annotation, molecular function: uridine phosphorylase activity.
AUGGCCACCGCCUACUACAGCGACACCAACGGCGUGCCGAAGGACGGCGACGGUCGCGUCACGCACCUCGGCCUCAGGGCGGGAGAGCUUGCCCCUCGCGUGGUCAGCGUCGGGUCGCUGUCUCGCGCACAGCGGCUGCGCGAUCUGAUGGACUCCGUCUCGCUUUCGCUCACCUCACCGAGAGGCUUCACCACGUACACGGGCACCGUCGCUGGCGUGGCGGUCAGCGUGGUGGCCACAGGGAUGGGCGCACCAAUGAUGGACUUCUGUGUGCGCGAGGCGCGGCAGAUUGUUGACGGGCCGAUGGUGUUCGUGCGCCUCGGCAGCUGUGGCGGGCUCAGCCCCGAAGCCACGCCCGGGACCGUCGUGCUCAACACGCCCGGCUCCGUCUACGUCUCGCGCAACCCGGACGCUUUUGCGGGGGGAGAGGGCGGCAGCACGCCCGCCUACACGAUUGCCCGGCCGGUGGCGCCUGACCCGCGCCUCUGUGCGCACGUGUGCGUGGCGCUGCGCGCCGCGCUCGGCGACCGCGUGGUGGAGGGCCUCAACGCGAGCGCAGACAGUUUCUACGCCGCGCAAGGGAGAUGCGACGAGCACUUUGACGACCGAAAUAGCACGGUGGUGCCCGAGGUGCUGGCGAAGCACCCGGACGCGUGCUCCAUGGAGAUGGAGAGCUUCGCGCUGCUGCACCUCGCCGCUUGCAGCCUCGGGACGAUCCGAGCGUGCACAGCGGCCAUUGUCGCUGCCAAUCGACACUCCGCCGCGGUGAUCACGACUGAGCUGCUUCAUGAGACCGAGCGUGUAGGCGGCCGCGCCGUGCUCAAUGCCGUGGCCAGCUUCGGGUUGUACUUGUAG